Owenia fusiformis is the source of this 2690-nucleotide messenger RNA. Lineage: Eukaryota; Metazoa; Annelida; Polychaeta; Sabellida; Oweniidae. The record is from the annotation of a GenBank genome assembly.
GCGAACAUACUCUUGUUUACAUUCGAAAAUCGUGUUGUUUAUACACAUCUUUUGUUAGCGGUGACCCAAGAAAGCCUGAUCAUUAACCUGCUAUUCGCAAUAACUAAAGUGAGCUAGUAAACAGUAUAUAGGUUGAAGAAUCGCAUCGGUUGAUAGAUACAUAUGCUAGUAUUGGAAGCUCCAGCGCACUAAUUCCUAGACAGUAGGUAUAUAUAUGCGUCUGCUGUAUCUAUAGCAACAGGCGGAAGCUGUGUCGAAUGACCUUGAGGGAAAAUGAAAGUCAAGUUAUCGCGUCCUUAUGACCGCAAAAAUAAGAUUGCAGCAUCUGACCCUGUUAUUGGAUCGGGAAAUGGCUAGAAGAGGAUAGCUCAAGGUGUAUAAUCUUCUAAGGAUAAGAUUGAUUGUUUAGUUGUACCCAUAGCCAGGGUAGGACCUAUACAUUCCGGAUUUUCCAGCUCUUGUAAGAAUCGUCGUACGUGACGUCGAAUCUAUCCCGUAAAAAUGGGGUACAUGGACUUUUUCCAAAAAGAAUGGAAUUUUAGCCCGGCUUGGCUGAAGAAAGACCAAGAACAUCCUCAUGUUAGUAUACGAAGGAAGAGUUUAGCAAUAUCUGAAAAGGAGGAGGGUCCAGUCGACCCUAAACAAGUUCCUUGGUGGUCAUCAUGCCGUCUGCUCAUGUCGUUUGUUGGAUUCUUCGGGUUCAUCAACCUUUACGCUCUCCGUGUGGAGAUUAGUGUUGCCAUGGUUGCCAUGGUGAACCACACAGCAGUAGCUGAACUGCGCCAGCAGGAUAUCGAAAAUGGCCGAAUUAAGUCCAUGUUAUCCAACUCGAGCAACGAGUAUAGUAUCGCGAACUAUACUGUAGCAGGGAAUGGAAGUGUCUUUGAUAACGGUACAUUUGGAGAUAGGAUUCCAUGUCCAGGGGAAUUGACACAAAAAUCGUCGUCUGAUCGCGAGGGAGAGUUUGUGUGGACGAAAGAUAUACAAGGCCUAAUUUUAGGAGCAUUUUUCUGGGGUUACAUGGUGUCCCAUGUCCCCGGUGGUUUUUUAGCUCAGCGAUAUGGGGGUAAGCGAGUUCUUGGCUGGGCGAUGUUUAUUUGUAUGUGCGCCACUCUGCUCUCCCCGAUAGCGGCCCGGACUAGCUACAUCUUCCUCAUUGUACUGAGGGUUAUCAUUGGACUUGGCCAGGGAGUGGUGUGGCCAUCGAUGCAUUGUUUAUGGGCUCAUUGGGCACCGCCAUUGGAGCGUGGAAAAUUGACUGGAUUUUGUUACGCAGGCGCGUUCCUUGGAAAUGUAGUAGCGUUCCCAUUGUCUGGAGUCCUGUGCGAAUACGGUUUUGAUGGAGGUUGGCCAUCGGUCUUCUACUUCUUUAGUAUACUUACAUUUGUCUGGUUCAUAUUCUGGAAUAUCUUUGUAUUUGAUGCCCCCGAUCAGCAUCCCCGCAUCAAUAAGUUAGAGAAACGUUACAUCAUGAACUCACUAUGUGAUCAAGUAACAUUUGGAAAACAUCACGAGCACACCCCUACACCAUGGAAGGCUAUCGCUACGUCAAAGCCAUGCUGGGGAGCAUUCAUUGCGCAAUUUGCUGGAAACUGGGGAGCAUUUGCCUUUCUUACCAAUAUGCCCACCUAUAUGAAAGAUGUUCUGAAACUAGAUGUGAAAUCGAAUGGUCUUCUCUCUGCCAUCCCAUAUUUACUGUUUUGGGCGUUUGUUGUCACGUCUGGCCAGCUAAGCGAUCUACUGAGAGCCAAGAAGAUAUUGACAACAACUGGUGCUAGGAAAUUGUUCAAUACUAUCGGUGAAUUGGUACCUGCCAUUUGUAUCGUAAUCUUAGGACACAUCGACUGCCAUCACCCUAUUUUAGCGAUUGUUAUGUUGACGCUAGGUGUCAGCACUAUGGGUUGCCAAUAUGGCGCCGGAUUCGUAGUGAAUUAUAUUGAUUUUGCGCCUAAAUAUGCCCCUCUGUUGUUCGGUAUUGGUAAUGGCGUCGGUUGCAUACCAGGCUUUGUGUGCCCGUACCUUAUAGGAAUUCUCACCCCCGAUAAUACUCAAGAACAAUGGCAGGUUGUGUUCUAUAUCAAAGGAGCAAUCCUUCUCGUCGGAACCAUAGCCUAUUUGGCAUUUGGAUCUGGUGAACUCCAAGAUUGGGCAAAACACGAUCACGGCGAGCAUAGCAAAGACGAAGAAGGCCAAGAACUAAAUGAUGUAGCAGCCAAGGGGAAAGAUGUUGGCGCAGAAAAUGGAGGUGCAGGUGAACCAGAGAAAGAUCAGUUACUACACUUGAAAGGAGCAACAGAAAAGGAUCCUGCGGUUUAAUAAGAAACAAUGCGUUUUAUCGGCCUAACUAGACCAGGUGCAGUAGGAGAGAAGUCCCCAAAUGCAUCGAAAUAAUACUCUCCAUUCACCUCUUUGGAUGCCAGAUCAUCUGCACUAUCAUGGUGUAUUGAUAUAUUGCUUAUUUAUCGUAAACUUUUGGCGGACACAAAAAUUCUUGAUUUAAGAUUUCUUCUUGAAUUUCAUGACUUACAACUUAUAUUCUUCAAAAUUAACCUAAAUAUUUUAUUCCUACCGAAAAUAUCUAAGCAUUUUGGUUCAUUAGCCACAGGAAUAAGUCUGGCAGCAUGGGCAUUUGAAAACUAGCUUAUGCCAGGGUGAAUGGUAGGGGAGACCUCCAGAGAGAGAUUAUGUAA